Messenger RNA from Prosopis cineraria, 2002 nucleotides. RefSeq names its product protein SET DOMAIN GROUP 40. Gene Ontology annotation, molecular function: protein binding; protein-lysine N-methyltransferase activity. Bases 305 to 1840 code for a protein of 511 amino acids. The transcript has 6 exons. Gene Ontology annotation, biological process: peptidyl-lysine monomethylation. The record is from RefSeq and is a predicted model, not a curated record. Lineage: Eukaryota; Viridiplantae; Streptophyta; Magnoliopsida; Fabales; Fabaceae.
CUCUGUAAUGUUGGGCCUUUGCUCUUGAUAUGGGUUCGGCCUAGUCCGAAGUCCAAGUCCAGCCUCCUCCUCGUGUUCGAAGCUGGAAAUGUGUGAAGCAUGAAUCCUCAAUCCAGGGUCGAAGUGAAACUGAAACCCAGAAGGUUGGGAAGCAAAUAUAGCGAGCGAACGCAUCACCAUUCACAGGUCUAAGAUUUCAACGUUGGCGUUCGGCUGAAAGGGAAAAGAAGCUUGCUUAAUCAGUUAAACAUUGUUGCAUUAGAAAGUUUUUUUUCCCCCAGACUAGGGUUUUUGUUCAAAGAGGAUGGAAGAAGAAGAAGAAAUACGAAGUCUGGCAAGCUUCCUAAGAUGGGCAGGAGAGCUUGGAAUAUCAGACGUAGUAAUCACGGAUCAGCCUCAACAUUCUCUUUCCUGCCUGGGUUAUUCUCUCCGUGUCUCUCAUUUUCCUCAUUCUGGCGGUAGAGGUUUGAGUGCUGUACGGGAUCUUAGGAGGGGAGAACUGAUCCUCAGAGUUCCAAAAUCUGCGUUAAUGACAUCAGAGAAUGUCAUGGACGAUAAGAAACUCUCCAUUGCUGUUAAUAACCACCCUUAUCUCUCAUCCGCCCAGAUAUUGACCGUUUGCUUAUUAUAUGAAACGGGCAAAGGAAAAUCUUCAAAGUGGCAUCCUUACCUCAUGCAUUUGCCGCGUGCUUAUGACAUACUAGCUACAUUUGGUGAAUUUGAGAAACAAGCUCUUCAAGUGGAUGAGGCUCGGUGGGUCGCAGAAAAGGCUAUAUUAAAGGCCAAAUCAGAGUGGAAAGAAGCCAAUGCUUUAAUGGAAGAAAUCAAACUCAAGUCCCAACUUUUAACGUUCAAUGCAUGGCUUUGGGCUACUGCAACGAUAUCCUCCCGGACGUUGCAUGUAUCAUGGGAUGAAGCUGGGUGUUUAUGCCCUGUCGGUGACUUGUUUAAUUAUGACGCACCUGGAAGGGAGCCAUCUGAUCCGGAAGAUAAGGAGAUUCUAGUAUCCAACUCUUCCUUCCAUGUCUCUCCUGACUCAAAUGUAGACAAUACAGUAGUAAUGUUAGAUGCAGAAGAGCUCGAUUCUCAUUUCCAGAGGCUAACAGAUGGUGGGUUUGAGGAAGAUUUGAAUUCAUAUUGCUUUUAUGCUAGGGAAAAUUACAAGCAAGGAGAGCAGGUUUUAUUGUGCUACGGACUGUACACAAAUUUAGAGCUUCUUGAACACUACGGGUUUCUCCUACAAGAAAAUCCAAACGACAAAAUCUUUAUUCCUCUUGAAUCUGCUGUAUACUCUUCCAGUUCAUGGCCGAAAGAGUCGCUCUAUGUUGGCCAUGAUGGGAAGCCUUCCUUCGCAUUACUGUCUGCAUUGAGGUUGUGGGCAACCCCCAAAAAUAAGCGUAAGUCUGUUGGCCAUCUCGUGUAUUCCGGUUCUCAGUUAUCUGUAGACAAUGAAAUUGUUGUCAUGAAAUGGCUGUCAAAGACUUGCGAUUCUGCGUUGAAGAGUUUACCGACAUUGACUGAUGAAGACGCAAUACUCCUGAAUGCAAUGGAUAAUAUUCAAGAUUUUUGUGGUUUCAUGGAAAUCACCAAAAUGUUGUCUUCUCGGGAUGAGAUUUGUGCCUUUUUGGAAGCUAAUAAUGUGCAGGAUGGCCAUGGUUUAACAGACAUGCUUGUAUCGAGAAAAGCUAGAAGGUCCAUGGCCAAGUGGAAAUUGGCUGUUCUAUGGCGGCUCAAGUAUAAGAAAGCCCUUGGGAACUGUAUCUCUUAUUGCAAUGAAAUACUUGAGUCUCUCCAGACAUAUAAUGCUGAAAUGAAAAAGAUUGAACGAAGUGUAGCCUAAGGUUCAUCUUUUGCAUAAAAAAAGAUCAAAAGAAAGGCAUGGCAAAUGUUAUCUAUUCAUUAGAGACGAUGCAUGUAACUAUAGAAGUUAGUGAAACUCUCACCGAUGGAAAAUUUUUUGGGCAGAUCAAUGGGCGUUUCAAAGAUGUGAUCUGUUGACAAA